AAGCUGCCCUGCCCAGAUAGAGAUACUGCGAUUCUUCCGCGCGCUGGAGCCAUGGUGGUCUAUCCUUUCUCUAUGAGGUUCCACAACAAACGCAUGGAGACCCUGACGCACCGAGUCUUGUGCCUCUCAGGGACAGCGGCAGUCCUCGUGGUGAUCAAGUUCGUCAGCACGUUCAUGACCAAGACCGAUAUCAUAGAACAGUUCCACGAGGACACGAAGCAGCAAACCCCCGAGUGGAUGAACGGGCCCUAUGGCAAGCUGGGAGUUGGCGGCAUUGUGUUGCUGCUGUCGCUGAUCAUCCCGUGCUGCGGCUUCAUUGGCGCGAAGUCCAACAAUCGCACGUGCCUGGGCUGCUUCUCCUGUUGCAACUGCUGCGGCGGCUGCCUCAACUUUCUACAGGCGAUUUUGAUCAUCCUGCUCAUGGUGGCCAUGGGUGGGGUGGAGGGUGGCUGCCGAGAGCUCAACAGCUGCCCUGGCAUCAUGGAUGCCUGCAAGAGCAUGAAGAGUGACGACUUCGCCUUGUCCACCUAUGAGGGUUGCUUCGACUACCUUAUCUCUAUGUUCCCCAUGGCCUACGCGGGGCUGGGCGUGGCGGUGGCCAUCAGCUGCUGCGCCGUGUGCUUCCAAUGCGCCUCCGCGAAGUGGGGCCGGGAGCUCUACGAGGAGCUGGCCGUGGAGGAGCUGGUCUUUGAAUCAGACGAGGACGUCUAAGGAGCAGAGGCCGAUGUGGACGUGGAGGCUGCAGGCAAAGCUCCUGCCUAAUUUAUUCGCAUAUGAUGGAUGGACAAUGAACCCCCGAGGGCCUUCGCGGAAUUCGAUUCACAGCUCAAGUCGAAUUGCGGGACCCUUAAUCAAUGAACCUCGAAGAAAAC
Effrenium voratum is the source of this 872-nucleotide messenger RNA. The record is from the annotation of a GenBank genome assembly. NCBI's taxonomy places the organism in Eukaryota, Dinophyceae, Suessiales, Symbiodiniaceae.